CCCCGGCUGGCGCGCGGCAGGCGGAAGUGAGGUCGUGGGCUGCGGUGUCUGCGCGGCGUCGGCGGUAGCGGGGGCCGCGGCGAGGCGGGCGGGAGGCAGCGCGGGCCUAGCGGUCGGCCGCAACCGAGCGUCGUCUGGGGCACUGCCCGUCGCCGAGCCACACGCCGUGCCGGCUCGGGCCGGCUCGCGCCGGUCCCGGAGGCGCAGGCCACCUUCUUGAAAUCAUGAAUCCUGUUUAUAGCCCUGGGUCUUCUGGGGUUCCCUAUGCAAAUGCCAAAGGAAUUGGAUAUCCAGCUGGUUUUCCUGUGGGCUAUGCAGCAGCACCUGCCUAUUCUCCUAACAUGUACCCUGGAGCAAAUCCUACCUUCCAAACAGUGCUGGAGAUUGAACCCAGGGUCUUGCACAUGUUAGGCUACACUCCUGGCACACCUUACAAAGUGUCCUGUUCCCCAACCAGCGGAGCUGUGCCACCGUAUUCCUCUUCCCCCAAUCCUUACCAGACGGCUGUAUACCCGGUGAGAAGUGCCUACCCCCAGCAGAGCCCGUACGCCCAGUUGUCUCUGUUUUCCCCACAGCAAGGCACGUACUAUACACAGCCUCUGUAUGCAGCGCCUCCUCACGUCAUUCACCACACCACGGUGGUGCAGCCCAAUGGCAUGCCAGCAACGGUCUACCCUGCUCCCAUCCCUCCUCCUAGAGGCAGCGGGGUCACCAUGGGCAUGGUUGCUGGGACCACGAUGGCCAUGUCAGCAGGUACCCUGCUGACCGCUCAUUCUCCAACUCCUGUAGCCCCUCACCCGGUCACUGUCCCCACAUACCGAGCCCCAGGGACGCCCACGUACAGCUAUGUGCCCCCUCAGUGGUGAUUGCCCUGCAGAUUAAUAUCUGAGGAUGGAGCUGUGCAGUUACUUCAUUGAGUCCACAGCUGGUGCUGCAGGCCUUGUGCCUCCAACCAGGACUUUGUUCUUACUGCUCCGACACUUAGCUAAACACGACUGCGCCCAGCCCAGCAGGCCCCAGCUCGCUAGUCUCCAACUAACUCGGGCUUGGUUUUAAAGCAAACCCUGUUUUGUGGACUGCCUGGCAAUUUUUUUAGCUAACUGUAAUGAUAAAAAAGGGAGUAUUACUCUAUUCUGAAUCAUAUCUAGUUGAAUGCAUGUUUAUAAAAACAAACAAAACAAAGCUUGCUCAAUCUACCUGCAGUGACUGAUGUAAAACCAUCAUACACAAAACCCAAAGGACUGGACCGUGUUCACAGCCUGUCACUCACGCACCUCUGUGACGUACGCUGAGUCUCAGUUACACAUGUGUAAGGGAUGUCCUCACUGAAGCGUGGGGGACUGGAGGGGACUCUAGGUGCUGGGGCUGCCAGGUGUGGACACAGACAUGUAUGUAGCUUUCAGCUGCCUCAUGUUUUGGCACUGACUGACUGAUCCUGGAGUGAGCCGCAGGGACUGGGAGAGCAAGCGAGUGAGCGAGCCUGCAGCCGCCCCCAACAGCAGCAGCAGGGAGAGCAGGAUCCCUCUCCUUCACUUCAGCUGGAGUGUGCUCUGGAGAGCAGGGAUCUACCUGUAGCAGGAAGUACAGGAGCUUGGUGAGCAGUCCAGCUGGGGUGAAGAAUGGUCUGUGUGUCAGAGCAGGGUCUGCCAUCUGAGUUUCCACUGUAUGUCUUACAGGAUAAUGUUCUGUGUUAUCUGUUGGGACUGUUGAAAAAGUCCAUUGUAGAAGUAAAGUGUCUUCCUAGGAGGGAGGAUGUUGGAGAGAAGCAGCCACACUAAGGCAGUGUUGUCUUUGCUUUAUUUUGCUUAGGGAACCAUUCCUUUUUUCCCCCUGAGAAUAACUGAGUCAGCUAAAGACACGGGCACUGCUGCAAUCUCCCCCGAAGACUUCAGCUGUGUGCUGGGCUGUGCAGAGCAUUGUACAUUUAAGACUGGUUACAAGGGAAUAAGUGUAUUUUAUUUUUCAGUUAGUUCCUCAUGUUUCUUGUAGAGAAGCAGGGCUGUGAUUAUGUCUAAAGAUGUAGAAAUAAUGUAGCUUGUCUUGGGGUCAUUUGCCUGAGGAUGACCUGUCCUCUGUGACUAGUGGGUGGGGCUGGGAAGGCUGCACAAAUGCUUUGUGAGCCUCUUUGGCAGCUCUCUCCUGUCGCUGAAAGCACUUGGUACCAGGCCCAUGUGGAAAGCAGAAACAGCCAGGCAGUUCAGGAAUGCUGCACUCAAGGAAGGCUCUGUGGUGGGAAAGAUUUUGAGUGUGUACAUAAGACAUCACGAGGGUUCUUUUUGCCUGAAUAUGCCCAACUUGAAUCUGUGAGAGUGUUUUUGUUCAGUGUGGGUCAAAGGGGCAGGGUAUGAGGACCUCUCUUGGUCUGUCACAGGGGCAAGGCCUGAGGACCUCUUGGGUCAGUCAACUGGGGGUGUGAUUUUUAUCUUUUCCAACCCCAUUGAAUUGCUGGGGCUUUGGUUGAAGGGGUGCUUGUCUCUGGCAGCUAAGUCUAGGCCUCCAUGUUGGUCGCCUCAGUAGCAAUCACCUUGGCUAGAGGGCGGGUCACCUGAAUAUGGAACUUUUGGUGACCUUAUUUUUCUAGUAAUGUUCUCCAUAAUUUCUCUUUAGCAUUUAAUUUUGUGAGUUUAGGAAAGUAUCUGCAUGGAUCAGUGUGAACAGAAGAUUCCUCAUUCCUUACAUCCAUGGACAUAGAAUGUUUCUGGAUGAGUAUGUUUAAUUGUCUCAUGAGCGAGAGAGAGAGAGAGAGAGAGAGCGAGAGAGAGCGAGAGAGCGCAUGGGGUGAGAGGUAGCACAAGAAAGCACUCACUGCACAGAGAUGGAAACAUUUGCUGUGGCGCAUGGCCUGCAUCCAUACUUUCAUGUUGGGAUUCCCAUCCCUGUGGUGGAUGAUGUGCAGAGUUGGUAGUUCCAAGGUUUCCCGGGUGAAUAAUCACAGAUCAUGGAACAAAUGUACCUGUGAUUUUCACAUGUGUUUGGAAAAGUCCCCCUACUAAACAUAGCUAUCUCCCUGCCUGGAAAGGAAAGGGUAGAGUUGUUGGCCUGCAGCAGGAAAUUCCCACGUCUUUGGGCCUGCUUGCAGCUGCACAGUUAGUGCUUGCACAGGCCCUGAGUUCUCAGGACACAGAGAGGGGUUGCCACCCCCCUACUCAUCCAUCACAUCACACACUUGCCCUGGAACUGUUUAAAUGGAGCGACUAUCAAACACCUCUGUUUUAUACAACUGGUCUGUGUGGAAAUCUUUUAUGUUUUGAAGCUAUCAGGUAUUCACUAUGGAAUCUGCUGGUGAAGGAUCUUACCAGGUGAGAAUCUGGGCAUAUGGAUGGUAGUGAACUGUCACAGGUGGUGACUUGAACAACAUUCAGUUUCAGUAAAACUAAGGAACAGAAUUGGGUCAGUAUUCUAUUACAUGGCUGCACAGGUGUCCCAAAACAUUCCAAGAAAGUGUGCUUUCUAUGUGUGACAUUCCUACUAGAGUCCAUCAGCUGAAUUGACAGGCAAGCAGAGUGACACUGAAACUGAACACUGACAUCGCUGUUAAGGAUAUAUAUAUAUAUAUAUAUAUAUAUAUAUAUGUUGUUUGUUUGUUUGUUUGUUUCCCGCUGCCUUCCCUGAGGCUAGGGAGCUUUCUUCCUCUGCUGCUGCUGUUUGCAGUUUAGAGCUGUGGAGUAUUGGAACCUGUGACUCCUUGACUCUCGAGAAGUAAAUCCAUCAGGAUUGGGCCAGUUAGGCUGCAGGCAUGCAUGGACACGGCAGAAUUGUUGCGGUGUUGUCUUCCUUGGAAGAACUGUCGAGUGGCUGCUGGCUACCAGUUGCCGUUCUGAGUAGCAGCCUGUGAGUGGUGUGCAGAGGCAGUGUUUGUUGUUGAGUAUCCUACCUUUCCUCAGCCAUGCGCCUGGUAUCUUAUGCAUCUGGUUUUGUUCUGAUGCACGGUCUUACGGUACAGUGAGAGCAAAGCCAUUCUCGGGAGGCUGGUGCUUCCUGCUUCUGACUUGGGCCUUUGAGUGGGCCUGUGGUGGGAGAGGUUGGCCAGCACCAGCCUUAACCGUCGGGGCUGCCUCAGAUUUCCGCAGUUCUUCUGAAUAUGGAGUCUAGGAUCACUGACUGUGGGGCCACCUUCUCUCAGCAUCUGACAUCUGUACUUGUGGUGUGCCUGGCCCUGCUGAGUGGCACAGGACCUCCCAGGGUGCAGGGACAAGUGUGGCAGCUGCUGGUCCUGUCCUGGUGCUUUCUGAGGGUUGCAGAGGGCAGGAGGGCAGCAGACUCGCUCGCGCAUCCAGCACACCUCCCAGGUCUUUGCUCACUCCUGCCCAGUCUACUGUGUUUGGUGGAGUGAUGAUGCGGUUGGUCUCAGUAGGACAGUCAAGUGAUUGUCUGUGUCUUAGUUCUUCUCUUCCCUCCCCCUCCCUGUUCAUGUGAGGAACAGAAAGCCUGUGGAAUGAAUCUGACUAGAAGUAUGGCACGGGAGGCAGCUGCGUUUCUGUCCAAGAACUGCUGCGGUAGCUAGCUGUGCACGAGAUGUGAGAACCCAGCGGGUGUGUAGGCGGUGUACAGGGAAGGGCAGUGGGUGGCUCUGGUGCAGACUGGGCAGUAUGAGAGACCAGUUGGGUCAGACUGGGGACUGGCUCCCAGCAGGGUUAUUGUGGCAGCUGGAGGCCCCAAGGAGCCUGAUAGAUAGGCUGUGACUGAACAGAAAAGGUUCUUCUUUUUUUAAACUUUUGUUUUUAAAUACUCUUUUUUACACUGUUGUUGGUACUUUUUUUAUGCCUAAGUCAGCAUUGUCUUCCAGUGUUAAAGGCAUCCCUUGCCUCUUUAUGGAACUUACGUGUCAAAACAAAGGAACGGGCAGACUGUCCAUCCCAUGCCAGUUCAAUUAGAUGUAAAGUCAUACUGUUUUAAUUUUUUAUGCAAUCUGAUGAGUAGAUGAGCUCAGAUUUAAAAGCACGUUUAUUGUAACCAGAAUUGUUAUGUAAUUAAUACUGCAGUUUUCAAUAAAGAUUGACUUGUGUUGCA
Apodemus sylvaticus (European woodmouse) is the source of this 5010-nucleotide messenger RNA. RefSeq names its product family with sequence similarity 168 member B (gene Fam168b). The transcript is spliced from 8 exons. The coding region runs from base 225 to 866 and encodes 213 amino acids. NCBI's taxonomy places the organism in Eukaryota, Metazoa, Chordata, Mammalia, Rodentia, Muridae. The record is from RefSeq and is a predicted model, not a curated record.